Jaculus jaculus (lesser Egyptian jerboa) is the source of this 2007-nucleotide messenger RNA. It is a transcript of the gene Plin5, whose product is annotated as perilipin 5. Lineage: Eukaryota; Metazoa; Chordata; Mammalia; Rodentia; Dipodidae. Gene Ontology annotation, cellular component: lipid droplet; cytosol. Bases 200 to 1561 code for a protein of 453 amino acids. Gene Ontology annotation, biological process: lipid storage; positive regulation of triglyceride storage. The record is from RefSeq and is a predicted model, not a curated record. The transcript is spliced from 9 exons.
GACAGAAGGAGUGGACACUUGGUCCUGGGUAUCUGGAGGCACCUGGCUGGGGUUGGUGCUGUGUGCCCCAGGGGCUGUGGGUUGCUCCAGAUUCUGUGGCCACCGCAUCCACGGUUGUGAGGGGGCCUUUCCUCCACCGAACAGACUUCUGGAAGCAGUCCAGAUAGGUGAAGGCACCAACUCAAAGUCACACGGCAGUAUGGACAACGAUGAUGAGGUGGCCCAGGACCCCAACCCCAGCCUGGAGGAACAGGACCAGGCCCAGCAGAACGUGGUGCAGCGGGUGGCGGCCUUGCCUCUGGUCAAGGCCACGUGCAGUGCGGUCUCGGAUGUUUACAGUGUAGCCAAGGACAGACACCCACUGCUGGGUUCUGCCUGUCGUCUCGCCGAGCGCUGUGUGUGCGACCUGAGCAUCCGGGCCCAGCCGCUGCUACAACACCUGCAGCCCCAGCUGGCCACCGUAAAUGAUCUCGCCUGCAAGGGACUGGACAAGUUGGAAGAGAAACUUCCAUUUCUCCAGCAACCUUCGGACACGGUGGUGACAUCAGCCAAGGACGCAGUGGCCAGCAGUGUCACGGGCGUGGUGGAGCUGGCCCAGAGAGGCCGACGUUGGAGUGGGGAGCUGAAGCGGUCCAUGAGCCAUGCGGUGGACGUCGUGUUGGGCAAGUCUGAGGAGCUGGCCGACCACUUUCUGCCCUUGACGGAGGAGGAACUCGCGGCACUGGCAGCCGAGGCUGAAGGCCUGGAAGUGGGCUCAGUGGAGGACCAGCGGCGAGGGCAAGGCUACUUUGUACGUCUGGGUUCCCUGUCAGCCCGGCUCCGCCACCUGGCCUACGAACACUCUAUAGGGAAACUGAGGCAGAACAAACACCGCAUCCAGGACACGCUGGCCCAACUGCAGGAGACCCUAGAGCUGAUCCACCGUAUUCAGAGUGGAGCAAUCCCGUCUCCUGUCAACACUGAGGUCAGCGGGCUGUGCGGGGUGGACUGGGGCCCCGAGGGUAAGCUGAGGCCGUGCCCGCAGGCGGAGCUGCAGAUGCUGGCGCGCUCGCGCGGACUGGCGCGGGAGCUGCAGGGCGCGGCGGAGGCGCUGGCGGCGGACGUGCGGGGGCUGUCCCCCGCCGUGCAGGACCGCGUGGCCGAGGUGCGGCGCAGCGGCGACGUGCUGGGGGCCGCGCUGGCCGGCGCGCGCCGCUUCGGGGACGUCCCCGCCGCCGCGCUGGCCGACGGCCGCGGCCGCGUGAGCCGCGCGCGCGCGUGCGCGGACGAGCUGCUGGAGCUGGUGCUGCGCGCGCCGCUGCCGUGGCUCGUGGGGCCGUUCGCGCCUGCGCUGCUCGAGACGCCGGGUCCGCGGCCGGGCCUGGAUCGCGUGGACGAGGUGGUGGGUGUGGACCCGCGCUGGGCGCACCUGGACUGGCCCGGCCAGCAGCGGGCCUGGGCCGCCCUGCACGGGGACAUCGUCGACGGGGACAUGCACGGGGACAUCAUCCACGGGGACACAGACAUGCACAGGGAUCCCGAGCCCCCCAAACACACACUCAUGCCCGAGCUGGACUUCUGACCCUAGGCCAGACCUUCCUCCUCCUCCGUCAGAUCCCCCCCCACACACACACACAUCCGGCUCCCUUCCCCCGUCCUUGGACACCCACAACCCCACUCGGGUCACCUUCAGUCCCCGCGGCUGGCCUCAGACUCCCAGGCAGAGUCGGACGGGGUAGCUCCCACCUGACAUCCCAAUACUAGGGAGGCUGUGGCAGGAGGAUGGCUGUGAGUUCGAGGCCAAUCUGUGCUAAGAGGGAGACCCUCGCACCUCAAACACAGACCAGAACAAGCAAAUGGAUCCAGGCCUCCCUCAAGGAAGACAUGACUCCCAAGGGCUCCUGUGUUGGGCUUGGAAUCCCCUCAAGGCAGAUGUGGCCUGGACCCAGGGGUUCCCAAAAUGUCCAGCCAGCCCAGCUGCGUUGACACUUGCCCCUCCUGAAUAAACAUACUCCGUGUUGUCCCUGA